CCCACUCACGCGCCGCUUCUUUUACUUAUGACUCUCCUUUCCCCUUUUCAUCACCAAAGCAAAAAUAAAAAGAAAAUCGUAUCUCUCUCUCUCUCUCUCACUCGCCGGCUUAUUCUCCGGUCAUCUCUUCUCCGUCGCUCAGAUCCGUCAAGUGAAUCGGAUUGGAGGGUGGUGCACACAAAAAAAACACUGGUCUUGGAUGUGUAAAUGAGCAUUAUCCACAGAUGUUGUUUGCAGCAGAAGGUGGAGGAUUCUUCUCUUCAUCAGCUUCUGGCUAUACCAACGGUUUAGCCGUUCUUCUACUAGGCCACAAGGAUGAACCCCCCAAAAAACCCGUUAGAGUAUCCCCGUGGAGACAUUAUCAUCUCGUAGUCGAAGAAACUACUGACACCAAGCUUCAGUUAGAUUCCUCUAAGAAAUGGCUCUCACGUGCCUGCAAUUCCCUCACGUGCUUCGGUCGCAAAUCUGAUAGACCCGAGGAAAAUCCUUCUCAGCCACCAGAUGAGGCGCCACCACCAGAGAGUGUGGAAUACGAAUGCGAAGUUGUUAGUAAUAGAUUUGCGCUUAAGAGCAGCCUCAAGAAAAGAUCUUUUAGCGAUGCUGUUCUUGCUGAUGAAGAUGAUGAUGAUGAUGUGGGUAGAGAUAAUGGUGUGUUGAAUCAUGCUGACAGAAGGAAAGUCCAGUGGCCUGACACUUGUGGUAUUGAGAUUGCUGAGGUCAGAGAGUUUGAGCCUAGUGAAGUGGAUGAACUGGAUGAUGAGUUGCAUCAUGGAAACAGAAAAAGCUGCAUGUGCACAAUCAUGUGACCAGAUCUUCGAUCAAGAAGAAGAAGCUAAAGACAUGUUUUCAGACUACAAAGGGCUUUUUCAUUGGCGCAGCUCAUAUUGUUGAGGUAGAUGCGCUCUUUUUCUGGCCAAGGGCUUCUGCACCUUUGACAUAUUUAUAUAUAUAUAUAUGGAGAAAGAGAUGCGUGUAGUUUUGGAUAAGAAGAGGAACUUUUGGAUGUGUACCUUUUGUAGCCACUUGAUGAUUUGUCAAAUUUGUGCUGAGUUAUAGAUUAUUCAAGAGUAUGUAACAA
Messenger RNA from Raphanus sativus (radish), 1078 nucleotides. RefSeq lists its product as uncharacterized. NCBI's taxonomy places the organism in Eukaryota, Viridiplantae, Streptophyta, Magnoliopsida, Brassicales, Brassicaceae. Bases 225 to 806 code for a protein of 193 amino acids. The record is from RefSeq and is a predicted model, not a curated record. The transcript has 3 exons.